CUAAAACCCUAGGUGCGAUAUCAAAGUUUUAGCAACAUGUGUGUGGAUUGCAGACGUUCACGCUUCCCGAUCUUUCCUACGAUUAUGACGCACUGGAGUCGGCGAUUAGCGGAGAGAUUAUGCAGCUCCAUCACCAGAAACACCACCGGACUUACAUAACCAACUACAAUAAAGCUAUCGAGCAGCUCGAUGAUGCUAUCACCAAGGGAGAUGCUUCAACUGUUGUCAAAUUUCAGAGCACUAUUAAGUUCAAUGGCGAAGGUCAUGUAAAUCACUCAAUUUUCUGGAAGAAUCUCACUCCCACCAGUGAAGGAGGUGGCGAGCCACCACAUGGUUCUUUGGGCUCGACUAUCAACCAGAGCUUUAGUUCUGUGGAAAAACUGAUUGCUAAAAAGAACGCAAAAGGCGCUGCUGUGCAAGGUUCUGGAUGGGUGUGGCUUGCUGUUGACAUAGAGUUGAAGAGGCUUGUGGUUGAAACCACAUCAAACCAGGACCCACUGGUUACAAAAGGUCCAAGUUUGGUUCCUCUGCUUGGCAUAGAUGUUUCGAAGCAUGCAUUUAAAAAAAUUUCAUUUUUGUAUGGUAUACAAAUUGUACACAUUUCAACUUAUAUAUGUGUUUUUGUACAAUUUGCAGUAUAAAAAUGUCAGGCCCGAUUACUUAAAGAACAUCUGGAAGGUGAUCAACUGGAAAUAUGCAAGUGAGGUAUAUGAGAAAGAGUGCCCUUAAAAGAGUUGCAGGUUUGUUAAGAUUUAAAGGAUGCAAUAAAGAAACCCUAUUUUACCCUUGGGAUAAGAACAUACUGUGUAUGAAACCAGUUUUCCUGUUACACAUUGGAUUUUUCUGAUUAGAAUCCAUUGAAUCAUUGAGUUUCAG
Molecule: messenger RNA, 876 nt
Organism: Lactuca sativa (garden lettuce)
Lineage: Eukaryota; Viridiplantae; Streptophyta; Magnoliopsida; Asterales; Asteraceae
Source: RefSeq, a predicted model, not a curated record